Effrenium voratum is the source of this 195-nucleotide messenger RNA. The record is from the annotation of a GenBank genome assembly. NCBI's taxonomy places the organism in Eukaryota, Dinophyceae, Suessiales, Symbiodiniaceae.
AUGAGGAUGAACGAGGCCUCGCUGCGAGCCACUCUGGUGGCCAAGACGACCUUCGAGCGCUUUUGUGACCAGCCUGCUCAAGUCCUCACGAUGACCCACUUCCUCACAAGGCCGGAGCUGUCUUUUGACUGGACCGUCCCCGGGAUUUGGGACCACAUCGGCUGUGAAGGCCUGGAUGAACAGGCGCGACCUUGA